This is a messenger RNA of Varanus komodoensis (Komodo dragon), 1221 nucleotides long. It is a transcript of the gene MARCHF4, whose product is annotated as membrane associated ring-CH-type finger 4. The transcript is spliced from 4 exons. Gene Ontology annotation, molecular function: zinc ion binding; ubiquitin-protein transferase activity. The record is from RefSeq and is a predicted model, not a curated record. NCBI's taxonomy places the organism in Eukaryota, Metazoa, Chordata, Lepidosauria, Squamata, Varanidae. Gene Ontology annotation, biological process: protein ubiquitination. Bases 1 to 1221 code for a protein of 406 amino acids.
AUGUUAAUACCAACUAGUGCGAUCGUUUUAUGGUACUGUUGCUACGGACUGCUGCUCCCCAGACAGAUGUUGCGCCACCAGGGUCUCCUCAAGUGCCGCUGCCGCAUGCUGUUCAAUGACCUGAAGGUCUUCCUCCUGCGGAGACCCCCUGCGCCCCCUCCGCCCUCGCCGCCGCCGCUCCCUCCCAUGAACGGUGGAGACCAAGCCUUGGGCUUGCAGGCUUCGAAUAACAACACGCUGACUGCGCUGUAUGGAGGGCCACGGGGGCCUUGGAGAGCGCCGACUGCCGGGGGUGGGGGCGGAGGCGGCGGAGUGGGGGCCACGAGCCCUCCGGAGGAAGAGUGGGGCAGCCCUGGGGGAGAGGCGGAGCAGCCCAUGUCUGCGACGAGCAGCGCCUCCUCCGACGACUUCUGCAAGGGAAAGGCGGAGGAUCGCUAUUCGCUGGGAAGCAGUUUGGACAGUGGGAUGCGGACCCCUCUCUGCAGGAUCUGCUUUCAGGGCCCGGAGCAGGGUGAGUUGCUGAGUCCAUGUCGGUGUGAUGGGUCAGUGAAAUGUACACACCAACCUUGCCUGAUCAAAUGGAUCAGUGAGAGGGGAUGCUGGAGCUGUGAGCUGUGUUAUUACAAGUACCAUGUCAUUGCCAUAAGCACAAAGAACCCCCUGCAGUGGCAGGCCAUUUCUCUGACCGUCAUAGAAAAGGUUCAGAUAGCGGCAGCCAUUCUGGGUUCCCUCUUCCUCAUCGCCAGUAUCUCGUGGCUCAUCUGGUCAACCUUCAGUCCUUCUGCCAAGUGGCAGCGCCAAGACCUGCUCUUCCAGAUCUGCUAUGGAAUGUAUGGCUUCAUGGACAUAGUCUGUAUAGGUCUAAUAAUCCAUGAAGGGCCCUCAGUGUACCGGAUUUUUAAACGGUGGCAAGCAGUCAAUCAACAGUGGAAAGUGCUGAACUACGACAAAGCAAAGGACCUGGAGGACCAAAAAACAGGGACCAGGACCAACCAGCGAACCUCCUCUCAGACCAACCAUUCAUCCUCCUCUGGCGGUGCCACUAGCAACUCUGCCCCAACCGACAGCAUGGCCCGGGGAGCUAGUCACACCACAGGCACCUUGUCCGACCACCACUGUGCUUACACCAUCUUGCAUAUACUCAGCCAUCUGAGGCCUCACGAACAGAGAAGCGGCUCAAGCACAAACAGGGAGCUUGUCAUGAGAGUCACCACGGUCUGA